AUGACCUUCAUCUCAAAUGAUCCCAGUUACUGGCCGCAUGUCAAUUCGAAUGUUUUUUUGAGCUAUUGGACAGUUGCCGCGGUCGUCGUGAUGGUAUACGAUUGGGUCUUAACACUCAGCGGAGAGAUUGAACUCAUCUGGGUGAGUGACAAGAGUUCCGUAUCAGAAGAAUGCAAUCAAUUCGCUGCAGAGAAAACACUGGUCUCUCAUUACCGUGCUGUAUUUAAUUAUACGCUAUAUUGGAAUACCAUAUUCUGUUAUCUCUGUUCUACAAUAUAUGCCAUCGGUAUCGCUGACAGAUGGAGUGCCAUCACGGACUACGCAGUAAAUGGCUCAAUUGUGAUUUUGACUGACAUGUUGGGUGUCAUCAUGAUUUCUCGGUUGCAUGCCAUGUAUCAGGGAUCUAGAAAGAUGCUUAUGUUCCUUGUUAUUAUCUUCCUGGCUGUAAACAUAUUUUGCGCAGUAAUCGUGGCAAUAGCACUCCACGAGACCGUAAUGGAGGAGUUAAUACUCUCUGGCAUGCAUACGUGCGAUUAUGGGAUUGGUAGCGAUGAGCGGCUUCUUAUUUCAAUAGCCUGGGGGCUCAACACUGUUUGGGAGGUCCUCGCACUGUGCCUUUCUGUCUGGGUUGCUGUGAAACACUUCCGUGACCUGCGACAACUCGGCCCAUCGACAGGAUCGACCAUCGGGGACUGGUUCAGAGUGCUGAUACAAUCUCACGCACUUUAUUUUGCAAGCUUUGUUGGUGUCUCUUGCCUCCAUCUUGCUGCUCUCUCUCCAGAAAUCGCGAAAUCAGAUCUUGGAAUUUCGAUACUCGGUAGUGCUCUUCAAAUUUUUAUGGUCAUUCAGAUGUUUGUGCUGGGACCACGCCUCAUCCUGAGCAUUCGAGAACACCAUGCCAAAAUCGUGGCAUACUCCGACGCAGAAACUACCAUGAAUUCGAUUGUAUUCCAGGAAGAUGUACAUGGAUCUACUAGCAGUACUGUAUAG
This is a messenger RNA of Suillus plorans, 990 nucleotides long. RefSeq lists its product as uncharacterized. The record is from RefSeq and is a predicted model, not a curated record. Bases 1 to 990 code for a protein of 329 amino acids. Lineage: Eukaryota; Fungi; Basidiomycota; Agaricomycetes; Boletales; Suillaceae. The transcript has 12 exons.